Dujonia railenensis is the source of this 483-nucleotide messenger RNA. The record is from the annotation of a GenBank genome assembly. NCBI's taxonomy places the organism in Eukaryota, Fungi, Ascomycota, Pichiomycetes, Serinales, Debaryomycetaceae.
AUGGACCACUCUUCACAUUACGCCGGAUCCAGCAUGGACCAUUCAAUGCCAGAUAUGGACCACGACAUGCCCGCAAUGUGCUCGAUGAAUAUGCUUUUCACUUGGGAUUGGAAAAACACUUGUGUGGUAUAUAGAUGGUGGCACGUUAAAACUUUCCCGCAAUUCUUAGCUACUUUGGUAGCCAUUGUAAUUAUUGCUGCGGGUUACGAGUACACGAAAUAUUGGUUCAAUAAGAGAGAAGCCAACACUGCCUCAGUGGCUCCAGUACUGUCAGCAAACAACUCAGCACCUCUCAUUCGUAAAUAUGCCAAAUGGCUGAAGUCAUUGACUUAUGGAUUUCAAGUUGGGUACUCGUUCAUGCUCAUGUUAAUCUUCAUGACGUACAACGGCUGGUACAUGAUUGCAACUGUAGUGGGUGCUGUUCUUGGCCAUCAUUUCUGGGGCCAAGAUACUCCUCAGACUAGAUCGAUGGCAUGUCACUGA